Conger conger (European conger) is the source of this 1033-nucleotide messenger RNA. RefSeq names its product homeobox D9a (gene hoxd9a). Gene Ontology annotation, molecular function: RNA polymerase II cis-regulatory region sequence-specific DNA binding; DNA-binding transcription factor activity, RNA polymerase II-specific. The transcript has 2 exons. The record is from RefSeq and is a predicted model, not a curated record. Lineage: Eukaryota; Metazoa; Chordata; Actinopteri; Anguilliformes; Congridae. Gene Ontology annotation, cellular component: nucleus. Gene Ontology annotation, biological process: regulation of transcription by RNA polymerase II; embryonic skeletal system morphogenesis; DNA-templated transcription. The coding region runs from base 26 to 817 and encodes 263 amino acids.
UAUAUGACUACGAAGAGAUCCAAAAAUGUCGACUAGUAGUACACUUAGUAACUAUUAUGUAGACUCUAUAAUAGGACACGAAGCAGAGGACGUGUAUGGAGCUCGUUUUGUUCAGAGCUCGCACACUGCGACCUCAAGGCCAUCAGGUGCAGGAGAUAAUGCAGAUUUUUCGUCUUGUAGCUUUGCAUCCAAAUCCGCCGUCUUCCCCACGUCUUGGUCCUCGGUUCAUCCACAGUCCACAGCCGUUUCAGGGAUUUACCAUCCCUAUGUACACCCGUCCCAGCUCGCAGGCACAGAAAACAGAUAUGUCCGCUCCUGGAUAGAUCCAAUCUCCAACUCCGUUUCUUUUUCCGGCUUCCAUCCAAGCAGUCGACACUACGGGACAAAGCCCGAAAGUUUACCGUCGAAAAGGACUGAGUGCGCCGCAUUCGAAGCACAGACUCCUGUUGUUCCGGACUACAUUUGUGGAACAGUAUUGGAAAACAAGGGUAAAGCAAUCAAAGAACCGAUUGCCAACGAGAUUUCGAGCCACGGUGAGCCCAAAGAAGAGAAGCAGCAGCAACUUGACCCAAGCAACCCAGCUGCUAAUUGGAUUCAUGCACGUUCCACAAGAAAGAAGCGAUGUCCUUACACAAAGUAUCAGACCCUAGAACUGGAAAAAGAAUUCCUUUAUAACAUGUAUCUGACAAGAGAUCGCCGUUACGAAGUUGCUAGAAUUCUUAAUUUGACUGAAAGGCAGGUAAAAAUCUGGUUCCAAAACAGAAGAAUGAAAAUGAAAAAGAUGAACAGAGAGAGGGGCAGUAAGGAUCAACAAUGACUAACGUCAGACUCAAAGAGCAAGGACUGAACUGUUUUACACCCUCUUUGAUGUAUAUGUGGUAUCAAGUAAUGUGCUAGAAUAACACUUUGAUUAGGAGCCUGUGUAUCAAAUAUUGUUGAGUUUGUUUGUCCAUACAUGUUAUGGAAAGGUUAAAAUGUCUACACAUGUGCUUUAUUGCUUUUUAACAAAAUAAAUGUUGAGUCUUAAAAUUGA